Molecule: messenger RNA, 1572 nt
Organism: Agrilus planipennis (emerald ash borer)
Lineage: Eukaryota; Metazoa; Arthropoda; Insecta; Coleoptera; Buprestidae
Exons: 5
Coding region: 294-710 (138 amino acids)
Source: RefSeq, a predicted model, not a curated record
CAGUCAGCCAUGGAAAAUACAGAGACCGUUGUAUUUCUGAGCAGGAUUGUAUAUUCCUAGGAUCAAAGUGCGAGAAUGGGAUAUGUGUCUGCCAAUCGGAACUUCCUGCUACAAAUCAAGUCGACAAAUGCGGAAAAGGGGCCAACCUCAACGAAUCUUGUUUUUUCAACGAACAAUGUGAACUAUUUAACCCAGUAACGGAAUGCAGAGACGGGGUGUGUAUUUGUCGGUUCGAAAAGGAGGGUAUAAUAAAUCCCGACGGAACAACCGACUGUAUUGCCAUCAAUACUCCUAUGGCUCCAGAACAGUACGUUGCUCCUACAAUGAUUGCAAUCCUCGUUGUUAUGUGCUUGAUGUUCAUCAUUCUGUGUGUCGUAUUGAGAUUAUUUAGCAGAGAACGCUGGAGAGAAAAUCGUACAAUAUUUAACACUCCGAAUCCUAGAUUAAUGAACGUAUCACUUUUACGAGAUAGCAAACAUGGAGACAGAAGAGGGUCCAAAGCAAGUGCAAAAGGACCCAGCAGACACGCCAGUAUGGGUUCUCUAAGAUUAAAUUCACCAAGUUUACAAGGAUUGAGAAGGAAUUCCAAAACAGGUAGCAACAUGUCCUUGAAGUCGACCACAAAGAGUCCUGUGGAUGUAACGGCAAAUCCCAUCACCACUCCAACCCUGGAAAAGGUAACCGUGGAAAUUCGUAAUGCAAAAGCUUAACCAUGGAAAUCGAUUUUACAAAUGUGAAAAUAUUCACAAGAUCACUGCGAAUGGACGAAAACAGCGCUACAUACAUAUAUUAAAUAUACUCAAUUAUUUUCCAAUAGUUAGAGCUUGUACACUCUUAACUCUUAACUAUAAUAAUUAACAAUGAAAAAGGUGAUGCAUGGGACCAUUUAGCAUUGUCCGACCAUCACAAUAUUAUCGCAUAAUUAUUCGAUAUCAUGUUUAUUCAAUAGCUUUUACGAUAGUUACUUAUGUAAAAAUUAUUAAAACAGAAACAUCCUUUUCUACAGUUGCUAUGUUAUAUAAUUAAGCACCUGAAACUAAUUAUAUGAAUUGCACAAAAUUAAAAUUGUUGCUGUACUUAUUGACCUCUUAAAGGUAUUUAGGGUUUAGCUUUUUCGAUUUUUCUCUAACUUUAAGAAGAAGAACUAAUAAAAAUUAUGGACUGGAUCGAACAGAAAGUAAUGGGAAAACUUUUUGGUCUUUACAGUCCUCUAAAAUACAAAAUAAUAAUAAAUACAAACCCCUAACUUUCUCAACGGUUACGUAUUUACUUACUUAAAACUUGUUUAAAUUAUACUCUUCGAUGAUAAGGUCUAGCAAGUAUAGUUUUGAUAAAUUUCAUUUCCUACUGCAAACUUUGUAUGUGAAAUGUAAUUAUUCUAAUUGAUAGGUAAAAAAUGUUUAAUCGAUAUCUUACAAUAGGAAGUAAGUGAAUGCUUCGUUAUUAUACAAAAUUACUAUCGUACCUCAUCGACUUCAUCACAUGCUCUAUCUUCGUAAGUUAGCUUAGCUCCUUUUUACUGCAAACUAUUUUACCUUGUAAUGCCAAUACUUGUAAUAAAAAUAAAAUGUA